This is a messenger RNA of Triticum aestivum (bread wheat), 1172 nucleotides long. Its product is annotated as dehydration-responsive element-binding protein 1H-like. Gene Ontology annotation, molecular function: DNA-binding transcription factor activity; DNA binding. Gene Ontology annotation, biological process: regulation of DNA-templated transcription. Lineage: Eukaryota; Viridiplantae; Streptophyta; Magnoliopsida; Poales; Poaceae. The coding region runs from base 75 to 809 and encodes 244 amino acids. The transcript has a single exon. The record is from RefSeq and is a predicted model, not a curated record.
CUCUCACUCUCUCAGUCGAGCACAAGCCUCAAGCUAGCUACCACCACCGAGCUAUCGACCGGCAGCCAGCAGCCAUGGACAUGAGCGUCGAGCACUCGAGCUCUGCCUCCUCCUCAUCCACGACCGAGCGCGGCGGGACGGCGUGGCCGUGGCCGCCGAAGCGCCCCGCGGGCCGCACCAAGUUCCGGGAGACGAGGCACCCCGUGUUCCGCGGCGUGCGGCGCCGUGGCAGCGCCGGCCGGUGGGUCUGCGAGGUGCGCGUCCCUGGGGACCGCGGCACGCGCCUCUGGCUCGGGACGUACUUCACCGCCGAGGCGGCCGCGCGCGCGCACGACGCCGCCAUGCUCAUGCUGCGCGGCCGUUCCGCCGCGUGCCUCAACUUCCGGGACUCCGCGUGGCUGCUUUCGGUGCCGCCCGCCUUCUCCAACCUCUCUGAUGUCCGGCGCGCGGCCGUCCAGGCCGUCGCGGACUUCCAGCGCCGUCCGGAGGCCACCGGUGCCGCUGCGGCGGGCCAGGAAGUCACCUCCAGCGUGGCCGUCCCGUCGUCGGCGGCGUGCAGCGUCCCCUCGUCCGAGACGGCGCAGACCUCCGGUGAUGCCACUUUUGGGGCGCCAGCCGCAUUGAACAUGGACAUGUUCGACCUCGACUGCUUGUUUGGGGAGACGGACUCGGACACGAACUACUACGCGGACCUUGCGCACGGCCUGCUCAUGGAGCCACCGCCUACCAUGGCCACCGGGCAGUACUGGGACAAUGGAGACUGCGCCGACGGCGGAGCCGGAGCUGAUGUCGCGCUCUGGAGUUACUAGGACCUAUAUCGACAAUCUCUAGCACAUCCGACGACGUGGUAACCUGGGCCGGAGGGACAUAGCGACAGCACCGCGCUCUCACAUGUUUGACUCUUCGUCCCGAGUGUCUCCUUUCUUCCUUGUCGACCCUCGACCUCUUUGCUCUAUAUCCUUAGCUAGAAGCCUAGAACCAAGUGGACAAGUGGUGGCCUGGUGGGAUCGAUGAGAUGCAUCACCUUAAUUUUGUCUUUAGAGUAAUCAAACUAACGCAGUAGCCCUCUUAGAGAUGGAUAGAUUCAUAGAAUUGUAACACUGAGAUUUAUUUUGUCCAUACACAUAUGCCUAUUAUGAGAAAUUGUUAAUCAUAUAUUAUAUUUUAUUAAA